UUAAAACGUCAGGCUAAAAUUAAAUUUACCUUGCUCUUGCCUUGAGCGAGUGAAUUGUUAUUAAAGAUUAUAAUAUUUAGACGGUAUGUUUAUUUCUAGUUCAACGCAUUAGAAUAUAAUAACAAUAAUUAUAGUUAAAUAAUUCGUUUAUUGAUGCAGUGCGUAGUGAAACCUAUAAAAUAGAACAUGUUUCAAGAGAAAGUAUAAGUCCAAUAGUGUUUCAACAUCACCUUUGUUUUUGUUAAAUAAGAUUUAACAAUAGCGAUGGCAAUUAGUAUUUAAAUAUUUCUUUCCAGUUUUUGAUGAACUUCAAGUCAUGACACAUUACUGGUGGAUGCAUUGGUUCUGGAUAACUUUUUGUCUGUGUGAAUUUGUUUUUGUUGCAUUUGGUCAUACAUUGCUGACAACUUUACAUUCCACCCCAACAACUGAAAACGUGACUCCAACAGUAGAAGAUGUUUCACAUACAGAUACAGCUGGAACAAAUGCCACUUCAAAUCCGCCCAAAGCUGUUACUUCUUUAGUUGUAAAGAACUCUUCCACGUACCCAAAGAGCAUGAAGCCAUGGCAAUUUUCAAAGAAAUUAAAUAUUCUUCCUUUGCAACCUCCAAACGAAAGCAAUUUAAAUAAUAUUAAUAAUCAGAAUAAAACAGAUGUAGCUGUGAUAAAUCAAAAUCUCACGGAUUCCAAUUUAAAUGUUAACGCCACUGGAUACAUUUUUAACAACAACACUAACAUGUCUUCAACUAAUCAAACUGGGAAUAGCACCUAUCUUGAAGAAGAGGUGAAUUUCAACCAUAGCUAUGUUCACUCAGACAGUAUUGAUAUAGAAGAAAAGGAGAUUGAUCUGGAUACUUCUACUGGGAAUUUGUCAGCUGCUGGUAUCACUGGUAUUACAUUGGGUUGCAUUAUAGUGGUGGGCAUGAUAUGUGGAGUCAGUUUCUUCAUUUAUCAGAACCAAGGUUUCAAUAGGCCUCAAGUGCUUAAUGACAGAUGUAGUAACCCUGAUUCAAGCGGAUAUAUUGAUGAUGCUUCAGAUAAUUCAGAAGAAAUGUACAGCCUGGACAAUGAUUCAUUCUUAAACAGCUUAGAAGCAAUGACAAUUCAAAACUACUGGACAGAUGUUAAGCAUACAAAGCUGUAAAUAGUUGUUUCUUUCAUGUAAAUAAGUAUUUUAGAAUCUGUGAUGCAUAUCAGUAAUAGGUUUUUGCUAGUAGGUUAGGUUUUGCAUUUUUUUUUACUUUUUAUCAAUUUACAAACAAGUUGUGAAUUUUAAAAUUUCUAUUUAUUUUCAAAAUGUGAUAUGUUACAUGCCCUAUUGGUUUUUAUAUUGCAGCUAUAUGUUCUGCAAAUAUGUGAUGCCUUCUAUAUAUCUUUUUUACUCUUUUGUACACUGAUUUAUUUUAUUUUUAUUUAAUGUCUCUUUAAGUACAAAUUUAUACAAGUACUGUCUCUAUCAUUCCCUUUUUUACUUGUUAUUUAUACAGAUCCUUUAUUUUUUUUCUAAAAAAUAUACAAGUUGUUUAAUCGUUAA
Sitophilus oryzae (rice weevil) is the source of this 1534-nucleotide messenger RNA. RefSeq names its product rho GTPase-activating protein gacK. The coding region runs from base 317 to 1144 and encodes 275 amino acids. The record is from RefSeq and is a predicted model, not a curated record. NCBI's taxonomy places the organism in Eukaryota, Metazoa, Arthropoda, Insecta, Coleoptera, Curculionidae. The transcript is spliced from 3 exons.